Messenger RNA from Salvelinus fontinalis (brook trout), 7125 nucleotides. RefSeq names its product phosphatase and actin regulator 1 (gene phactr1). The transcript has 13 exons. The record is from RefSeq and is a predicted model, not a curated record. NCBI's taxonomy places the organism in Eukaryota, Metazoa, Chordata, Actinopteri, Salmoniformes, Salmonidae. Gene Ontology annotation, biological process: stress fiber assembly; cell motility. Gene Ontology annotation, molecular function: actin binding. Bases 739 to 2583 code for a protein of 614 amino acids.
GAGGAAUCUGGAUAAACACUGGAAAUGGAAAAUCUGCUUCUUUAGCAGUUCGGGCCCCUGCACUAGUGUAGUGAAUAGGCCUACAGUAUGUGUUUGUGCAGUGAAAGAUUGGGUGUAGGCCUAUAGGAUGUAUAUGUUAUGUUGAUGGCCUUAUAGGUAUACCUCCACUGUUGUUCAGAUUUUAUUUAAUAUCAGGGCUUUUUGUGUUCAUAGUGAUAUUCACAUUAAGUAUUGUGUGUAGGCUGUAGCAACAGAAUAGUCCGUUGUCAGUAGUGGGUGGAGAUUAAAUAUACCGUAAACACGCCCAUACAGUUGAGAGGCAGUUUCAAAUGUCAUGACGUAGAGUAUUCAUAAACAGGGAUUGGACCAUAACAUUAGGAAUUAGAAUAGGAAAUAAUUAAUUUAAAACGAAAUAAGUGAUUUAAAAGGGAAACAAACUAAAUAAGUAAUUUAAUAAGAUCUCUAUGGAUUGAACCCGUAAAGAAAUGGAAAAUAACAUUGAAAUACGGGAUAUGAACAGAGCAUAGCCAUGUAGCUACCCGAUAAUACAGAUUGACAUAUCUCGCAGCUCUGACGUCGUUGGCCCCCAUGCGCAAAGGGAUUGGCCGAAUUGGACAGCGACUAUUUUAGGUCUGCUGCGCUAGAGCAGAAGGUAGAGACUGUUUCAAACUCCCCUACCUCCAUCUCUGGGAGCUAGAUGGAACCAGGAUCAGCGGGUCCAACCCACAUUGCCUAACCAUGGCAGGUCCUGCAAACGCCGGUAUGAGCCCCUGGUACUCCUCUGGAUCUAGUAACGACGCUCCCACCCCACUCCCAGCCCUUACCGAGGAGAAGCCGCGGAAGAGGAGAGCAUUUUGCCUGCCUCGGAUGAAGUCCAAGAACCGCAACGACAGUGGCAAGCAGCGGCAGCAGCUAGCGCAGCAACCCGUGGCAAACAACAACAACACUAUGCCGUUCAUAAUCCACUGCCAGAUCGGGAAGGAGAUCAAGCACAUAUGCAGCAACUGCCGUGGCGCAGACCCUCGGGACGUUGAGGAGGUGGAGCGAAUAGCGGCGAUGCGAUCUGAUUCACUGGUCCCUGGCACACACACCCCUCCCAUCCGGAGGCGGAGCAAGUUUGCCACCCUGGGGCGUCUCUUCAAGCCGUGGAAAUGGAGGAAGAAGAAGAGCGAGAAGUUCAAGCAGACGUCUUCUGUCCUGGAGAGGAAGAUGUCGACCCGUCAGAGCAGAGAGGAUCUGAUCAAGAGAGGAGUGAUGAAGGACAUCUAUGACAAAGACGGGGCGGUAGUAAUGAGAGGAGAGGAGGAGAAGAUGGAGAACGGGAGGUCUCCAGCAUUAGGGGGGUCUGAUCCAUCGCCAUGUGAUGGAGCUGAGCUGAUGGAUGGAGCAGGGUCAGCCAUAGGUACAGUUGAGUUCCAGAUGUCUGGAGAGGGGGCGUGUCCACAAGACCACACCCAGAAUCCCAGCCAGCCUCCACCCACUAAGAAGGUUAUGGUGUAUCCAGGCGAAGGGGCUGGGGCAGAGUCAUCACAUCACACCAUAAAACAUAAAAAACAACCCCCAGUGCUACCCCCCAAACCGUUCAACAGGCUGCCCAACCACAUCACAGACGGUAUGCCAGUGAAGCUGCCCUGUAUGUCCAUGAAGCUGUCGCCUCCUCUACCUCCUAAGAAGCUGAUGAUCUGUGUGCCUGUGGGUGCGGGGGGGAGCAUGGAGCCCUCGGCCCUCACCUUUCAGAAGUGCCCCCCUCCCUCCCACCACGUGGGGUCCCUGGGGGGACACUCCCUUCACUACGGGACCCUCCCUGUGCCCCUACACCCCCCCAGCCGCAUCAUCGAGGAACUCAACAAGACCCUGGCACUCACUAUGCAGCGAUACAAGAGCUCACUGCACCAUGCGGUUCCCACGGUGAUGAUAGCAUGUGACUACAACAAAGAGAACCUCCCCAACGAGGAAGACUAUCAAGAACUACCUGGUUCGUACAGUGACGAGGAUGAUGAAGAAGAAGAAGAAGAAGAUGAUGAUGAUGAGGAAGAAGAAGAAGAUGAUGAUGAAGAUGAAACACUCUUUACAAGUACCCUGGCUCUGAAGGUGUUGAGGAAGGACUCCCUGGCCAUUAAGAUCAGUAACCGUCCGUCACAGAGAGAGCUGGAGGAGAAGAACAUACUGCCCACACAGUCAGACCUGGAGAAACUGGAGUUCAGGCAGCAGAUAGGCACCAAGCUCACACGGAGGUUGAGUCAACGGCCAACUACAGAAGAGCUGGAACAGAGAAACAUACUCAAGCGCCACAAUGAGCUGGAGGAGCAGGAGGAGAUGAGAGAGCUCAAGAAACGCCUGUCGAGAAAGUUGAGUCAGAGGCCCACGGUGGAGGAGUUGAGGGAAGCUAAGAUCCUGACCCGCUUCAGUGACUACGUAGAGGUUGCUGACGCUCAGGACUACGACAGGAGGGCAGACAAACCCUGGACACGACUCACAGCUGCUGAUAAGGCUGCCAUACGUAAAGAACUGAAUGAAUUUAAAAACACAGAAAUGGAAGUGCAUGAGGGUAGUCGCCAUCUCACCAGGUUUCAUCGACCGUAGUUCUUCAUCUGCCAUCUUUUACAAGAACCUCAAGUGCUGGAUCGCAAACUACUGCCUUUGUGUACCACACCCCUUCGCUUCCAGCCCAGAACACAACAAGACCAGAACUGGACCAGAACCACACUAGAACCAGAGUAGAACAUGUACUGAAACUGACCGGAAACGUAAUCUGAACCUGGAGGGGUGUGUGUACAGAACUGGGCAGCUGACACUACUCCAGGCUCCAGUGUUGACCCAAAAUAUGUGCCAAUAACUGGAGAGGGCAGACUGGACCAAUCACAGCAGUAUCUUGGUCCUGUGGUCAUGUUGGGGUUGCGGAGAGGGAGCAUCGUACACAUGGAGAGAGAUUGAUGGAAAGCACUGGACGGACUUACUGACUGGGUUCUCCUCUAAAUGGAGAUUAUAUGGACUAAAAUGUAUUGUUUUUAACAGCCUUUUAUUAUCCUUUUUAAUUCUGGAGAUAGUUAAUGUGUUUACUUUACUGCACUUUAGUUUUUGACGGUACUCUACGGAGGGGUUUUGGAACUUUAUUCCUAUAUCUGUGCCAACAAGACUUUGGGAUUGUGGGAGAUUGAGUUUGGGAGGGCAUCCGUAAGGAAUACAGAGAGACAUCCUACAUCUGAUUGGUUAAAAAAAGGAUUAUCCUCCAAGGGUUGUUGUUCCUGCCUUUUUAAUACUUUCUGGUACAUUAUUAGUUUGACUAUUUUCCAUUGUGGGCUGCUGUUUCCAAAACAAAGGGACCAAACCUUUUUAAUCUGAUAGUACUGCAGAAUAGGAUUCUGUAAUAAGUGUGUUGUGGUUAAAGUACUACUUACAAUACCGUACACGGUAUGUGCUAUUCUGAAGGAAACUGUAGUAGGAGAAUAUGAUCGGAAUAUUUACCUCUAAAAACGUUGGAAUACAACGCAAAACUCUCCUGUCCGUGUUGUGUUCAUGUUGGGAUAUAGAAAUGUGAACCAAGCAAUAAUUGAACCUUUCUUUCCUCCAUCUGUCUCUUUCUGGGCUGCAUUCAGGUGAACAAGUACUGGGAACAUUUCAGAGAGCUACCCGCUCAAUACCAAAUACACUUUGAAAUGCUGUUGUGGCCUUGAAUGCAACCCAGAUCAUCAUUAUUACUGUUGAGAGUUCUGCAACCCUCUGUAUAGUGUCACUGUGCCUGUUGUAUUCUUUACAGGGAUGAAACCAUUGCCAAAUGUACUUUGUUUGAAUGACAUUUGAUCAAGUAUGUUGUCAAUAUAAUGUUUCAGUAGGGUGCUCCAUAGACUGGUAAGUAUCAGUUAUGAAUGGAAUGGAAUUGUUCAAUUUCUCACUGUUCUCAAAACAGGAAUUGUAUGGUUCCGCCUGGUUUGGCCUCAUAGUGGAGAAGCUACAUUAGACCACCCUUUGGCUGUGAAUGAAAGUACAGUACCACCUUUUGGCUGUGAAUGAAAGUACAGUACCACCUUUUGCUCACAAAAAGCCAGACACCUCAAAAUACAAGGAAAAACAUUAUUCUUGUUUUUUUACAAUGAACACAUGCAGUUGAUGAGUUGGUCUUGAUUGUUUAGUCUGAGAACCCUUUGACUUGUGGUGUAUCCUGGUUGUGUGUGUGUGUGUGUGUGUGUGCGCGUACAUGUUCAUUAGGCACAAAACAGGAAAAUGUUUUACAACGGAGUGCUUAACACGACCCAGGACUCAAUGUUGUCUCCCUGUGCCUCUCUCCUGUAUCCAAACUAACAAAAGAGGACACUCUUUGUAUAAUAUAUGUACAUUAUACAAAAGAAACUUAAAUAUUUAAAUAUGUUUUUCUUUUUUGUACAGAAGGAAACUGCAUGUGAUGAUUGUUAACUAUAUGUUCAUCUUCUAUAGCCCUGUUUAUACCUGGUUCUAACUUGGGUCCUUUGUCCGGAUCUUGUCCAAAUUCUGGUUAUGCCCACAUUUUUAGGCAGGUGUAGAAAAUCAAAAGACACAUUGUGAUCUGAUUGUGAUCAGAUCAUUCUGCCCACUUCCGGAGGUAGUCAGGCAUGCAUUGUGUAGACAGAUCUGGACAGAGAAACCAUUUGGACAGAGAAAUCAUUGCCAGGUGGCACCAUUGACUGAUUACAUCAACAUAUCUUACAAUAAAUAAAUAUUAUUUUGAAAGAAUAACUGUGAAAUAAUUUGCAUAAAGGAAGGAAAUCUGGUCACAACAAAGACAUAGUGUACAGAUAACAGACAUUUUAAUAGCCUGUGUAGGCAUAUUUCUGGACAUGUGGGCACAAUCAGAAUGUAGACAAGAUCAGGACAUCGAACCUAUGAAAGCACCAGGUAUAAACGGGGCUUGUGAUGUAUGCAGUUUCUUAUCUAAAGGAAAUAUAUAAAAAAAACUUUAAAAAACGUUCAUAACUGCUUUUUUCUUCAACCUUCUCUAUUCCAUACAUACAGUGGUGUACGAAAUGAUUGACACCCUGGAUAAAGAUGAGCUAAAUGACUGUAUAAAAUAAAUAAUUCAAAUAUUAAGAUAUAUUGUAUGCUCCAAAAAUUGGAGCCCUUUAUACACAUACACCCAUGUGUAUAAAAUAUUUUAGAAAAAGCCUCAGCGUUUGUAAAUUCACUCAGGCCAUCUACUCCGAUUUCAAAACAUUCCUCUGAGUGUGCCAGAGCGCAGAAUAACUGAGGAGUUUACAAAUGUGCAUCACCUGUUGAAUAUAACUGGUGUCAGUAAACGUCGGCAAAAGAACGUAAUUCAAUUGUUGCCAGCAGCAGUUAGUCAAAAGGAGUCUGUAUUGAAUACAUGCCCACAUCAGGGGAGAUACCUAUUUAGGCAAUCCCUAGCUGCUGGGCUGCUCAGUCCUGGCCCUGGUGGUCUGUUGUCACUCUGGCCAUGGCCUAACACACCUGAAACCAAUAAUGAAUGUUUCACUAAUAUCCUAAAGAUAAGUGGGGUGUGUUGGGUUGGGGCGCUGCAGGGCCGUGGACCCCUAGGGGCAGGACGGGGUGACCGAGAUGUAUUUUGUGCAAAAAGAGCUCUACAGAAUUAUUAGGUCUAUGAUAUUAUAUGGAGGAUGUACUGUUUGUGUGUGUUAAUGUGUGUUUUUAUUCAACUUUGGUUUUUCAAACUUUUCCCUUGAGACAUAAAAAAAGAUGGGAAGGAAGUUGUUGGGGAGAGAGUUGAGUUAUUGACUAGACUGGUGGGGGGGGGGGGGGGGGGGUCAGGCGUGCAGGCGGCUCGGGCUGGCUACAAUUUGAUAUAGAGGAUGUCUUAAUGUGGACAAUCAAAAGUUACAUCUUUGGACUUUAUUUGUAAGAGUUGUUAGGCUAUUGGUUAAAGGUGCAACACAAUAUUGAUUUGAAUUAUCAUUGAUCUAGUUCAGUCUUAAUCACUUAAACAUAUUUAAUAAUGGUCUCUUACCCAGUGGUGGAAAAAGUACUCAAUUGUCCUACUUGAGUAAAAGUAAAGAUACCUUAAUAGAAAAUGACUUGAGUAAAAGUGAAAGUCACCCAGUAAAAUACUACUUGAGUAAAAGUCUAAAAGUAUUUGGUUUUAAAUAUACUGAAGUAUCAAAAGUAAAUGGAAUUGCUAAAAUGUACUUAAGUAUAUUAAGUAAAUCAUUUCAAAUUCCUGAUGGAUAGCCAGGGGCACACGCCAACACUCAGGCAUAAUUUACAAACAAAGCAUUUGUGUUUAGUGAGUCCGCCAGAUCAGAGGCAGUAGGGAUGUUCUCUUGAUAAGUGCGCGAAUUGAACAAUUUUCCUGUCAAAAUGUAACGAGUACUUUUGGGUGUCAGGGAAAAUGUAGUAAAAGUAAAAAGUACAUUAUUUUCUUUAGGAAUGCAGUGAAGUAAAAUUUGGCAAAAAUAUAAAUAGUAAAGUAAAUUACAGAUACCCCAAAAAACGACUUAAGUCGUACUUUAAAGUAUUUUUACUUAGCACUUUACACCACUGCUCUUACCUAGCUUGAUGAUUGUUGGCAUUUUUGCUUACUUUUUGUUCUAAAUAGAGACAGCUAUAGGGCCAUGGGUCAUAUUAGAUUGUGUAGAAAUGCAGGAACUUAGCUGCCCCCAAAUAAAUAAAUAAAAAAUCACAUUUAAACAGACCACAGCCAAGUUAUACACCCCCACACUUCUAAAACCAGACUUGCGCCCCUUACUGAUAGUGAUGCUAAUGUUAGCUAAACAAACACUGUUAGCUACCUACAUUAAGAGCUGUUUUAAUGAAAACAUUGAGAAAACAGUAUUGUAAAGUAUUUGAGAAAGUGUUUGCUAUUGCCAUAAUGUAUGUGGUAUGAUGUUUUAUUUUUCAGCUUUCUGUAGAGCUGUCACUGCAUUGUAAAAUACUCUAUUCUGAUUUCUGUUCUUUACUUUUCAGAGAAAGUAAUAUAUCUGCUGCAUCACGGGUUGUAGGUGAAGACCUUAAGGGAGGCUGCAGAAACUAACUAAAGGAAACUCCUAGGCAGGGAAAAAAACACGUUGGAAUGAAUACGAUCCUUUGAUAUUGUUGGAAAGAUUUUUUUUACAAUCAUGUUUUUCUUCAUUGUAUUUUGAAUAACUUGUAGAAAAUACACUAUGACACUGUCAAGAAGCA